UCUACCCUCCAUACGAUAGCAGAUGGCGUCAAAUGGGUGCAAAAAGGAUGGAGGACAGAGAUGUGGGUUUCAUUUAUAAACCCAUGAAAACCCAUGAUUGAUGAUUCUACUGUGCUGGAUGACAAGCAGAGGCUGCAGACUAUGGAUGAAUUGCAUAAGUUGGGUCAAGUAGCUGAGUUGGUUUUUUUAGAAAAUAAAAGAGCCAGAGAUGAAGGAAGGACCACUGUUGCGGGGAGGGAAGAUGAAGGAAAAGAAGAGGGAGGAAAGCAACAAAGUGGGAUGAAUUCUGGCAGCAAUGAGGCUACGGAAAGGGAAGGAAAGGGGGGGGACUCAGCAUGCUCGCUCAAAAGGAAGGUGAGUGACAGAGAUUCAAACAAGGUGGAAGGACUGAGUCAAGACUCUAAGAUAACAUAUGCAGGGAAGGGAGAAGGACAGGCAUCUUCACAAACAGGUCGUGAGGAGGAAACAGACAUGGGGGAGGAGGGUGAAGCAGACAUGGAUGAGGAAGGACAUGGUGACAACACAUCUAAGGAGGAGGAAAUGGAUAUGAAUCAGGCAGAAUCAGACAUGUCAUCAACAUCAUCAUCUGAUCAGCAAACGGACAACAAUGGUUCAGCAAGACGCUCCAGCUCAGCAACGACCUCACCGACAGACGAAACUGGAAAAACAGUAAACGAAUCGGAAGGGGGAGGAGAAGGAGAGACAGACAAAAUGGCCCAGGACAUGGAUCAGGAUGAAGAGGGUAAGGAAGACAACGAUGAUGGCGAUUGGGGUGACGAAGAGGAGGAAGACGAGGAGGAGGAAGAGGAACCGGAAACAUUAGCACAAUGGAUUAGGACAGUCCAUAAGUUGAAGUGGGAGAGACACAUAGAAUGUGAAAUCCGUCUGGCACAUCACAAACACUUGCGCAAUCUGAAGAAUGCUAUAGCGGAGGGAAAUGAUAUCACAAYAGCAAACCGUUUUGAAUGGYUGAAGAAGGAGCAAGAGGUWAAUGAAUUCUAUGCAACACAGUAUGCGUGGAAGGCCCGACCACUUAACAAUAAUAUCGAGGURCACAACUCAGGGUAUGUCAAACAGUUCAUGUGGCCAAAAUCUUACCAACCACAGGGAUUGAAGAGAUCAGAACAGAAACGCAAAGCCCGACAGGAAGCGGCAAAGGGGGCAAGCAGCAACAAUCAGGAAUCGGUGGAUUCCGAGCAAGGAAUGACAGAGGAAGAACAGAUGGAGGAGGAAAAGAGACAGGCAGCCAUUUUGAAGGCACAAAUCAACGUGCUGAAGGACCAGAAUCAGGAAUCGGAGGAGGACACUAUCAAUCUGCAGAAAAUUAGGAUCAAAAUACAAGCAGCAAUAAACCCUGAAAAGGCGAAGGCUAUUCUCACGAAAUUUGAGAAUAAGGUAUUGGUUGCGACUAUAGAGGGUCAGAGACUGAUUUUUCAUUGGUUUAAGGAGGACAGAUCAGAGGUGUCCUCGGAGAUCCAAGGAAUGACACAGGAAAUAGGACUACCAUAGGGAUAGGAAAUGGGAGAGACAGUAAAGACCAGUGGAUUGAUGUUUAAGCAAAAUAAAAAGCUAUAGUUAAG
Chara braunii is the source of this 1580-nucleotide messenger RNA. The record is from the annotation of a GenBank genome assembly. Lineage: Eukaryota; Viridiplantae; Streptophyta; Charophyceae; Charales; Characeae.